GCAUACACCUUUCCAACAAGAGAAAACAAAGCUUUAUUUCAUACCUUAUUUAAACCCCAAAUAUCCCACAAAGAUUUCUCUUGUAUUCAUCAAAAAUAUCAAACAUGAGGUGGACCAGAGGCCAUGUUCUUGGCCGGGGGUCCUCUGCCACCGUCUCCACCGCCACCUCCACCGCCACAAGAGAGGUUUUUGCAGUCAAAUCCGUUGUUUUAUCACAGUCGGAGACCUUGCAAAGAGAACAAAAGUUUCUUUCCCUUUUGAGUAGUCCUUAUGUGGUAAGCUACAAAGGGUACGACAUUAGUAGAGAAGAAAACAAGAUAAUGUACAACUUACUAAUGGAGUACAUGCCAGGAGGUACUGUUAUCGAUGCAAUAAAAGUACAGAAUUGUGAUCGUUUGAAUGAAUUAGAGAUAUCGAACUACACAAGACAAAUUAUUCAAGGUUUGGAGUACCUUCAUUCGAAUGGAGUAGUGCAUUGUGAUAUCAAGGGUGCGAAUUUGUUGGUCGAUGAAAAUGGUGUCAAAAUUGCGGACUUUGGUUGCGCGAAGUGGGCUAGUGAAGGUGUGGCAGUUUGUGGGACGCCGGUGUUCAUGGCACCUGAAGUGGCGCGAGGAGAAGAACAGGGGUUUGCAGCCGAUAUAUGGGCUGUUGGAUGUGUCGUGAUUGAAAUGGCCACCGGUGGUUUACCAUGGUCGAAUGUUAGCGACCCUGUUUCAGUUCUUUACAAAAUUGGAUUUUCCGGUGAAUCGCCGGAGAUCCCAGAUGUUUUUUCAUAUCAAGCGAAGGAUUUUAUCAGCAAAUGUUUGAUACAGGAUUCGAAGGAGAGGUGGGGGGCGACGGAGCUUCUCAAACACCCGUUUCUCGAACAAUUCAAGCGUCACACAAAGGAAAUUACGGAUCGCGAUUUGCGAACAGGUUCACCAACCAGUAUACUAGAUCGAGACGUCUGGAAUUCAAUGGAGGAAUCGGCAUUAGUAGGAAGUGAUUUUAUCCGGCAAUCGUGUUCGUCGUACUCUUUGCGGCAAAGGAUCGAACAGUUGGCGGGGAACUCAGAAAAGGUAAAGUGGACAUGGAAGGUGGAGGAGGAGAUUGAUUGGAUGACAAUCAGAAGCAACGAAAGUAGUGGGCGGUGGCGGCGAUGAUACGGUAGUUGAUUGCACCAUGAAUGGUAGUGAGGUGUUCAAAUAAUCAUUGGCUUAGAAGUAUUGUAGAAGAAGUAGGCAGAAGAUAGUGUGGCUUGAUCCAUUUUAGAGAAUAUGAUUUGGAGUUUUAUGUUUGUGGUUUGAUAAUAUAACUUUUACUUUUUGUGAUAA
Lactuca sativa (garden lettuce) is the source of this 1313-nucleotide messenger RNA. RefSeq names its product mitogen-activated protein kinase kinase kinase 18. NCBI's taxonomy places the organism in Eukaryota, Viridiplantae, Streptophyta, Magnoliopsida, Asterales, Asteraceae. Gene Ontology annotation, biological process: protein phosphorylation; signal transduction. Gene Ontology annotation, molecular function: protein kinase activity; ATP binding. The record is from RefSeq and is a predicted model, not a curated record.